UCACCUUUUCCUCUUCUGGCAGAGUCCUGUUUACUCUACAUAAUGACACACCGAUCAUGUGAGUCAUCUUCAUAUUUCCAUAGGAGACGGAUGUCAUUUGUCACCAAUAGAAAGAGAUCUGAAGAAUAGAGAUCUGACAGAGUAAUCAAUCGAAUCAGUAUGAACAAGGAUCGGCACUGAUCUAUUGUCAUCAAUGUAUCUCACCUAACCUUACACAAUGUGCAUGCAUACCGCAAUAUAUUGUAACUUCUCUUUCUUUGCCUGUGUCUUAUUCUUCAGACUACACGACAACUGCUCCUCCACACAGCAGACUAAUAAUCUUCUCGAGCAAAAGAUUCAGUCAGUGGCUCAGAGUAUGGAAGGAGAACGUGAGAGGUUGAACCAGCGUAUUUCAGCACUGACAGAGCAGAUCGCUGAUGCGAAAUGUGCGGAAACAUUCAGUGUUACAUCAGUGCUAAACAAGACUGACCUUCAUUUUCAGUCAGCUGAUGCCACUAAUCCGAUGGUUCCUCCCAUCACUCCCCCUCCGGCACAGUUCAUGGACAGCCAUACUAACUACGAAAAGGCCAAAGGCAGCGGGCAGGAUCAAUCGCUGGGGCCGGUUCCAGAGGAGGAGGAAACUGACUGGUCAGAGAAGGGAGACGAGACCCCACGAUUCAUACCGACAGGAUCGAACCAAGGUCACGUAUGGAGACACCAGGAAGCGGAUGUCGACAAAGACAGCGAGUCGGGGGGUGGGGAAAUUGUCAGGCAACCCUCUCCAUGCCCACUGCAGAAACCUCAUCUCCAGUUCACCAUUCACAGCGAGAACCUGUCUGACGGCGUGACAGGCGAGGGCACAUACAGGGUCACCACAAGUCCGAACCUCGGCUCCGCCGUCCUGAUCCGGUCAGCUAGCCUGGAGGAACUGCCCCUGGCUCGCCACCACAUGCAGAAGGAGCUGCGAGGUACGGAGGCCAUGAUGGACCUCCACCACCAAGGGCACGAAGCUAUCGAGGAUUUAGAUAAUGAGAUAAUUCAUUACUGGAGAUCGAGCAGCGACCGGCCGAUAGAAAGCAGGACAUCAGAGACAGAUAGCAGCCUGGCCAGCCUGGAGUCCGCCGAGCGGAUGCUCAGUCAAUUCAUAUGUGGAUCGCAGCCCGGUGAAGGGCAUGGCAGGGCCGAGGUGCACGGCCGGACGGGAGGGAUUCCAGACGAGGUGUUGAAAGGGGAGCGAACACAGCUGUGACGGAUACAUCAGUGCACUGUUCACUGUGUCUGGAAUACUAAGUUACUUUGAUCUUUAUUUAGUCUAAACAAUUCAAAAGAAGCUCUUUUUCAGUGGCUCGGUGGUUCAGCCCCUCUAGUUGACAUGUCGUUUGAGGAAACAUGACCUUUGAGUCGAAACUGCAAGAUGUACAGUUUUCACUUUGUUGCAAACUUUUCAGACAGCUCAUUGGGCUUCCUCAGUUGUUCUUUUUAAUGCAAACUGCUCUUAAAUAGACACAUAUUUCAAGUUUGAAACAAGCCUCUAAAACUAGAGAUCAAUACAACCAACAUUUGUAAAGUGAAAUUGGUGGCAGAUUAACAUAAUAUAUUUAAUCAUAAAUAAUAUUUUUCUUUACCUUGAGCUUAGAUUUGGUCUUUUAAUGGAAAAUGCAAAUGUAUAUUUUUGUUGUGUAUAUAUAGAGAGAUACAGGCAUUUCCUUACACGUUGUUAGUUUGUUACAUAUUAUUCUGUUUGCUUUAUUGCAUAUAACAUUAUUUUUUAAGCGUCUCUGUGUAUUUAGAAAAGCGUUAUAUAAGUUUGAAUUAUUAUUAUGUAUAAAUAUAUAGUGUAUUUAUUGUGUAGGUAGACAUGCAUUGUUGAAUGCAUUGUUUAAUGCUACGUACAAAAAGUGUUGAGUAUAACAACAAAAAUAAAAUAAAACAUCCCAAAAAAUUGGGGUAAAGUUUGUUUCAGUGUUUUCCUGCUAAUUGAUUUUCCUGUUUUAAAAUGUAAUCAUAGCAUGUACUGUAUACAAUAUGGUAUACUUAUAAAUACAGUUAUGAAAUAGCUUUAAAUAUGUGCAUAUGAAAACUAUUGUCCUGUGUUUGUGAAGACGUGUAUUCCCUCGAAUGAGCCUUCGAAUUGAACACAUUUCACAAGAUUAUGUAAAUGUCAUCUGUAUAACUCUGUCCAUGUAACAUUUAAUAAACCAA
Molecule: messenger RNA, 2181 nt
Organism: Pseudoliparis swirei
Lineage: Eukaryota; Metazoa; Chordata; Actinopteri; Perciformes; Liparidae
Exons: 3
Coding region: 218-1228 (336 amino acids)
Source: RefSeq, a predicted model, not a curated record